Molecule: messenger RNA, 1359 nt
Organism: Onychomys torridus (southern grasshopper mouse)
Lineage: Eukaryota; Metazoa; Chordata; Mammalia; Rodentia; Cricetidae
Product: melanoma-associated antigen B17-like
Exons: 4
Coding region: 1-1359 (452 amino acids)
Biological process (GO): negative regulation of transcription by RNA polymerase II
Cellular component (GO): nucleus
Source: RefSeq, a predicted model, not a curated record
AUGGUGCUCACACAGUGUCAUUUUGCCCCUCCAGAUUUCUGCAUUGCCAGGUCUACUGCCUAUAUCCUCAUCCUGCUGCCCUUGAGCCAAGUCAUCAUGCCUAGGGGCCACAAGAGAAAGGGACACUCUCAUGCCAAAUGUCAAAAUGUAAGGGAGAAGAGUCAAAGUCUGCAUGAUGCUCAGCCCGCUGCUGCAAAGGAGGAAGAAACAUCUUCUAUUGGUCGAGGGGAUCCUCCCAGCUCCCCUGACACCUACAUUCCCCAGGAUACUCAGGAGGAUGUAGCCUCUGUUGCUGAUGAUUUAAGUUUGUUAUCAAUAGGUGCUGUAGGUGGUGAGGCUUCUGAUACAAAUGCUAAGUUUUCUGUUAUAGAUGCUGAGAGACCUUCAAGUACCUCCAUAAUAGCCUCUGUUAUUGGCUCUGCACGCAGAGAUCUUAACAGGCAGGCAAAUGUAUUGAUGGUCUUUAUGCUGAAGAAAUUUAAUGUGAAAGAGCCAUUUACACAGAAAGAUAUGUUGAAGAUGAUUAACAAAAAGUACAAAGAAAAGCUCACUGAUAUCAUUAAAAGAGUCUCUGUGUGGCUGGAGCUUGCCUUUGGCCUGGAGUUGAAAGAAGUUGAUCCCAGUUCUCAGUCAUAUAUGCUUGUGGGCAAGCUGGGUCUCUCCACUGAGGGAAGUCUGAGUAGCAAUAGUGGGUUUCCCAAGACAGGUCUCCUGAUGACCCUCCUGGCUUUGAUCUUCAUGAAUGGCAACCGUGCCAGUGAGGAAGAACUCUGGGAUUUACUGAAAGUACUGGAGAUGUAUCCUGGACAGAAUCAUCCAAUCAUUGGGGACCCUGAAAAGUUCAUUAAAAAAGAUCUGGUGGAGGAAAAUUACCUCAAGUACUGCCAGGUGCCUAACACUGAUCCCCCCACCUAUGAAUUCCUGUGGGGUCCCAGAGCCUAUACUGAAACCACCAAGAUGAAAGUCCUAGAAGUUUUUGCUAAGAUCAAUGAUGAUGUUCCUAGUUCCUACCCUAGUCUGUAUGAGAGGGCUCUAAGUGAUGAGGUUGAUAGAGCAGCAAGGAGAGUUACAGCUGUGCCUGGCAGUGAUAACAUGUUCCUCGCAAGCCAGGGCGUGAUUUCCUUCUCCACAGUUCGAGAGCGGGAGGAGGUGCGAGGAGUGCCAUCCCAGGCCGCCCACUCAGCAGGACCUGGAAACAAGCCCCAGUCUGCUGGUUCAAGACUUCCAUUCCCACCAACCGCCCCUUGUUUUCCUAAAGUCCCAGGUCGAAGCCCAGGGCCAUCUCCCCAGCAGGCCCGCCGGCCCCUGGUUGCCAGAGGUGGUCCAUCUCAGAAUACACCCACACUUUCCUCCCUCUAA